AUGGAGGCGCAGGAGUCGGGUGAGAUGAUGGCCAGCUUGGAUGAGGCCAUGUUCGCACUAGAUGGUCUGAAGCUGCGGCAGCCAAUCAGGGUGCAGAGGUCAGCUGCCACGUCACUGGCGUCCAUCUGCUCGGCUGUGGACCGCCGUCGCCUGCUGCGCUCGCAGGGGCUAAUAAAGCAGAUCAUGGAUGCUCUUCUGCUUCUCCCAAUAACGGAUCAUCCUCUUGCGCUGGCCGCUGCCUCUAUUUUUUUCUUCGUCUCCUCUGAUGACGUGGAAAGCGACUUCCCAGACCCGUCCCAUGCGCUCAGCUUCCUUCUAGCCCUCUUGAAACACCACAGCGCCCCCGCCCCUCCACCUGCCGGCCCAGGCUCUCGUCCCGCACCUGCAUCUGCAUCUGCUGCCACUCGCGACCCAUCUCCUCCUGCCAGGGCAAGAUUCAGCUGGCGAGAAUGCCCUGUCAAGGGGGGGGAGAGGCGGGAGGCGGAAGCUGCAGCAGCAGCAGAGUGUAAGGUCAGGAAGCUGUUUCCGAGAGGGUUUGGGGGAGUGCUGUGGGAUGGGGAGGAGGAGGAAGGGGAGGGGGAGGGGCAGCGGGAGGAGGAAGGGGGAAGAGGCCGUGGUGGUGGUACUGGUGGUGCUGGUGCUGCUGGUGGUACCGGCGAUGGUGAUGGUGGUGGUGGUGGUGGGUCGUCGGAUGUGACUGUUGUGGCGCUGGUGUUGGCCACGCUGAAGCGGAUUUGCUCUUCUGUUAUCGCCCUCCAAGCACCAGACAGCACCCUGCCGCCCUUCUCCACCGGUGGGCCCGGGCGGCAUCAGCUCAUGCGAGUGGGGCUCAAGGACGAAAUGCGCCGCCUGGGAGGGCUGCAACUGGUGGCGGCCGUGGCUGCCAGGCACAUGCUGCAGCUGGCACGCUCUACACUCCAGCCAUGUGCAGGUGGCGUGGGAGAGGAAGCAGAGAGGGAAGCAGCAGCAGGAGAUGUCAAAAGGCGGAAGCUGGGGAACAAGGAGCAUGCACUCGGACUCAAGAAGAAGCACCACUUGCAGCAGCACCACAAGCGGAUGGGUGGCUCUGAAGCAGCAGUAGCAGCAUCAGCAGCCAAUGAGGGACUGACAUUUGGCGGAAGAAUCUCCGCCAGUGCUGAUGUGGCGACGAGCUGUUUGGGCGUGUUGGAGCAUGUGACGUUCAUGAGCCGCGAUAACCAGGACUAUCUCAUCCACCUCUCCUUGCCCACUGACACUCUACCUGGAGCAAAGCGAAGAAAGUUGUCCGGCUGCCGCACCGCCUCUGCCGCUGCCGUGCCCCUCGUGGCCACAGUGGCCUCGAGUGGGGUUCUAGGGGAAGGGAGGGGAGUCAGCAGCAGUGAGCGGCCAUUUCUUGCUCUCCUGUUGGAGUGCCUGGAACGCCUUGCAGGUGGUGGGGCCGUUCAUGGCUCAAGGGGCAAGGAGAGCGCUAGCUCUUCAGGAACAGAUUCCGAGGGGGAUGAGGGUAGAGCAGUGGGAGGGACAGUGGGGGCCAGGGGUGGGGGAAAGGUUAUUCUGGGCGAUGCUGUGCCUCUGGACUUGGGGCGAGAGGAGGGGAGUGAGGAGGGCGAAGAGGGGAGUGGGGAGGACGAGAAGGGAAGUGGGCGAAAUAGGAGGAAGAGAGUGUGUGGGGUGGCUGCAAAGGGGAAGUCUGGUGGGGGGAGGAGAGGGGUCCAGGCAGGUGGCAAGGAGAGGGCAUCCGCAGACCCGUUUUCCUUUGACCCAUGGGAGGAGGAGGGUACAGGGAGGGUUUCAGGGAAGAUUGCAGGGAGGGUUGCAGUUAGUGCUGCAGGGAGGGCAGGUGCAGGGAAGAGCAGCAGCGUUGAUAAGGGGCAGCAGGGAAAGGCGUCUUACACUUCGGGCGCAAGGCGUAGUGCUGUGAAGGAUGUUGUGCAAGAGCAAGAGCAGGGCGUAAUGCUGGGAGAGGCAGUGGAGGGGGAUUCUGAUGAGGAGGGAUGGCGAUAUUGCAAGAAUGGUGCUCAUCUCAUGGAGGUCAGGCAUGGUGCUGUGGUGCUGGGGAAAGAUGUGUCGGCAACAGAAGAGGACCAGGAGAAGGAGGGGGAAGGGGAGGAGGAUGGGGAAGAGGGAGGGUUGGGAAUCUGCAAGGAUCGCUGUGGUGCAGUAGGGACUCGCUGUGGUGCUGUCGGGACUCGCUGUGGUGCUGUCGGUAGAGGAGGAGCAAUUGUAUUGGGCGAGGCGGUAGGGGAGGAGCAGGAGGGCUCUGAUGAGGGGGGGUGGGAGGAAUCUGGGUUGAGUGGCAGGGGAAGGCACGGUCGAGCGAGUGGUGCGAUUGGGGGCGGUUCAGGGGUGAGAGAGGGCGGUGAUGGACGGCUGGGGAGGAGUGUGGGAGUGUUGAAGGAUCCAUAUGAGUUUCUCAUGGACUCACAAGUGGAGGAGGAGCUAUUAGUGUGGGAGGUGCAGUUGUUGGGGGGGGAUUGGGGGGGGAUGGGGGGAGGGGAGGGGUGUGGGAAGGGGCGGGGUGGUGUGUGUGGGUCGGGGAUAAGGCUGGGGGAGGAGGUGGAGGGAUGGAGCAGUGGGAGUGAUGGUGAGGGUGGUGGAUUUUGUAGGCAUGCAUGCGUGGGGGGGAAUGCGAGGAAGGUGCAACAUAGGAGGGAACAAAAUGGGAGGUCGCAAAACAGGAGGGCUCACGGCAAGAAGAAAUGGGAGGAGAAGAGGCAAAGGAGGCAUGGGGAGGGCGAGAAGGAUCACCAGAACACUGGAGCAUGUGGGUUGGACGAUGGAGUGCAGGGGAGGGGGAAAGGGGCAAUUAAUGGGGGAGGGGAUGACAGGGGGGAGUGUGAUAAAGCUGAAAGGACUUGUGAGGGACGGGAAAGGGAGGGUGCAGGGAGCGGGGAAGGUGGGCACUGGGAAGGAGAUGGUGACGUGCUGGUGGUGCUGCUGGGCCUGAUAGUCAACCUGGUGGAAGCUGAUGGUGACGCCAGGGUGCUGAGAAUGCUGGGUGCAGUAGCGGAGAUGGGCGUGAAGCCCCUAUAUGUGUAUGCACUCAUGCUGGUGGUGCUUCUGGGUUUGAUGGUCAACCUCGUGGAAGCUGAUAGUGACGCCAGAUCCCUACUGGCAGCAGCCACUUGCACGAGGCGAAAGCAGGGCCAGCUGCACUCCAAGCAGCACAGAGCCAGAGACUACAGCAAAUACAGCACCCAGCAGCACAAGGCCCAUGGAGACAGCAUGCAGCAGCACAGUGCCACCAGCAGUGGGAGCCGUGGGCAAGAGCAGGCAGGGAGGGCAGAGGAGAGCGUGUCGAUGGUGUCCCUCCUGUGCGCCAUCUUUGCAUCUCGCCAAAAAAGCUCCGAGCAGCAAAAGAAGCAGCAGCUGCAGCAGCAGCAGCAGCAGCAGCAGCAGCAGCAGCAGCAGCAGCAGCAGCAGCAGCAGCAGCAGCAGCAGCAGCAAAAGGAGAGGCAGGAUUUCGCUGCCAAAUGUCAGAUUUCGGAGCGCUCCAGCCACGAGGAAAGGAGCACGGCGGUGGUGAGAGGGAGUGAGGGUGCAGAAGAGAUGGGAAUGGCGGAGCAGAGGCGACUGGCGGAGCGGGAGGUGGAGGAGCUGCAGAUGAGCGUGCUGGGGCAGGGCGAGAUGGUGCUGCAGGGGGAAACGAUGGGAGGUGUGGGGACUGGAAAGGAGGAGAUGGGGAAGGCCAUGGGGGAGGAGAUGGGGUCGGGCGAGAUGGUGAUGUCGAUGAUGGUGGAGGGGGCAGUGGAGGCGGAGCAGCUGAUCAUGGAGUCACAUGCUGCUCUGCUGCUCGGAUUGCUGGCGCAGCACAGCGAGGCUGUCUGUCACUCCAUCUGCCGCCAGCUGCCAGGCUCCUCCCUCCACCCGCUGGCUCCUGUUCUGCGGCAAUUCAUGGCGUUCCAUGACAGUGUGGGAGCACUCACUGACGAGUCACGACAGCUGCUGCGCCAAGUCAUUGUCUUCUGUGCUUCUCACAAGCAGGUCUAG
Molecule: messenger RNA, 3969 nt
Organism: Closterium sp. NIES-65
Lineage: Eukaryota; Viridiplantae; Streptophyta; Zygnematophyceae; Desmidiales; Closteriaceae
Source: the annotation of a GenBank genome assembly